AUGUUUUAUCUCUGUGUUUGGACGAGAGUACAAAUUAAUCUAAAUGUGCCGGUAGGUGCCCAGAGUCCUUUGUUUUUUAUCGGCGGUGUUCCUAGAAGUGGGACGACUUUGUUACGAGUCAUGCUCGACUCGCAUCCAGACAUACGCAUUGGACCGGAGACGCAUAUCAUACCACAAUUCUUACGACAACGUGAAGCAUGGGAAUGCUCACCCGAUUACUUAGAACAAUUAGCUGAAGCGGGAAUUUCGACCUCCGUCAUGGAUUCUGCUGUACAAAAGUUCAUUUUGGAGAUAAUGACGUCACAUGGUUACCCCGCCAAAUAUAUAGGAGAUAAAGAUCCGUUAAAUUUGAAAUAUAUGGUAUAUCUUAAACAUUUAUUCCCUAAUUCUAAGUUUAUUCUUAUGUUACGUGACGGUCGGGCAGUGGUGCAUUCCCUGAUGACCCGUGGGGUGACAGUGAGGGGUUUUAACAUCCAUAAUCAAACAGACUGCCUGAUCAACUGGAAUAAACUUGUGGGUGAAAUGUACGCGCAAUGUGUGAGAUUGGGACCCGAGAUCUGUUUACCAGUGUAUUAUGAACAAUUGAUUCUCUAUCCAGAAUGGUGGAUGAGGGUCAUUCUCAACUUCCUGGGAGUUCCCUGGAGUUCCAACGUCUUGCAACACGACAAGAUUGUGAAUACAGCAAGGGGAGCAACUCUGUCCAAGUUUGAAAAAUCGACGGAUCAAGUGCUUCAGCCCCUCCAACAACAUUCAUUAUGGAACUGGUCUAAAAAUUUUACUCGAAUGUCACCCACGAAGCUCAGAACACUUGCUCCAAUGUUAGACACCCUGGGCUAUGACGUCAUGUCCUCUCCACCAGUAUAUGCAGCCAUGUCUCCUGAUGUCAAAAAUAACAUUCUACAUUUAACAGAAAAUAAGUAUUUUUAUAGAAAAAGAAUCAAAAGUGUUUUUGAUAAGUUGCCUUACAGUGCGUCACUUCCGGUUGUUAAUUUUCUGUGA
This is a messenger RNA of Lottia gigantea (owl limpet), 999 nucleotides long. RefSeq lists its product as hypothetical. The record is from RefSeq and is a predicted model, not a curated record. NCBI's taxonomy places the organism in Eukaryota, Metazoa, Mollusca, Gastropoda, Lottiidae. The transcript is spliced from 2 exons. Gene Ontology annotation, biological process: peptidyl-tyrosine sulfation. The coding region runs from base 1 to 999 and encodes 332 amino acids. Gene Ontology annotation, cellular component: Golgi apparatus. Gene Ontology annotation, molecular function: protein-tyrosine sulfotransferase activity.